CCCAACUCGUAUCCUGACUGUGACGCCAUCAUCAUCAACAUCAUCUGAGUUUGCCAGGUUCACGGAUCCAGUCAAGACCGGUGUCGGACGCUGGUAGACUUGUAGAAUUAACAGUGAUGGGUGGAAGCGUGGAAGCACAUGUUUUUUAUAAGGUUGGUUGCCGUGCAAACCUUUUGGGCCUUGUCGGGCCGUAAGUACCAGUUGACUGAAUGACCAAUUUGGAACGAAUGAUUGUCAAUUGCAUGAGUAUUUAGAAGUUUGGAACCAAAUUUGUUGUAGGAGUAGACUGAGAGAUUUAGUAGAUCAUUCCAGUGAGAAUGGCCAACGACACACAUAAUGAGUAAGAGUCAUCCUGUAGUAAAAGUGGCAGGCACUUUUUACCACACUCUUUUGUACAUGUACCCAGUGAGGAUGCCUUUAGAAAUAAUGGCAAGGGUGGAUGCUGGGUUAGCUGGACGCAAACCAAGCAACUUUGCUCUUCUAAAGGCUUGACCUCUAUUGGAUUGCUUGGAUGGCUCAUUUAUCCUAACUGGACCAAGCCAUUGAACCAAUAAGACUCCCUGUGGCUACCUGACUGACUGCUGACUGGUCUAAUCUACCAAUUAUCUCCCCACAAUUCGGUUUAGAUACCCAUAUCCAGCCAUAUACCCAUCCAUAUACCCAUCCAUAUACCCAUCUUAAGAACGAGGCUUAAGCAAGCUUAACAAGCACUACAAGUCAGAUAAAGCCAAGAUAAAGCCAAGAUGAUGACCAGGAUACCCUCUCUAUCGCUAUCAGCGCUCUUACUGCUACCAUUAUCAAGUGUGGUGAUGGGAGGAGAGACGGUUGUGGACAAGGUCGCCCUUGGCUCGAACUUGGCAGCCGAGGACAAUCCGAUAACGAGACCGAUGACUUUGUCUGAGAAGAUCAAGCUGCAAAAGAGCUACGCCUCUGAACCUACUUUUCCUGGUAUGGGCAUUGACGAUCGAGUGGUGGGAGGAAGUCCAGUAACGUCUCAAUCGGAAUAUCCGUUUUUUGUGGAAUGGGAAUCUGCCGCGUGCGGCGCCUCGUUGAUUCACGACGAUAUUGCACUCAGUGCGGCUCAUUGUGAAUCAAGGACGAAUCCCUUUUCCACACGUGUCUUUAUCAAUGGACUUACGUCGGCUGGAGGAGUCUUUCGAAACGUCGCUCAGCAAUUGUCGCAUCCGCUUUACAACGGCGACGACAAGGAUUACGAUUUCAUGAUUCUCAAGCUAGAUUCGUCGGGACUGGUCAACCCCGACGGAAGUUCUACAGGAGCCUCGCUGGUCACGAUCAAUGAGGAUUCCGAUAAUCCGCAACCGGGAGAUCCGCUCAUGGCCGUAGGAUUUGGAUUGACUGAAGAGGGAAAUCAACAAACCAGUUCCGUUCUCAACGAUGUCGAGGUCUUGUAUGUCGAUGAUGAUCAGUGUAUGUCACAGUACGGAAGUGGCACGUACGUACCCGAUCUCAUGUUCUGUGCAGGAGUCAGUGGAGGUGGAAAGGAUACUUGUCAGGGAGACAGUGGCGGUCCCAUUCUCGAUGCCAACGACAAGCAAGUGGGAGUCGUAUCCUUUGGAAUUGGAUGUGCCAGAGCCACACACAAUGGAGUAUACGCUCGGGUCUCGGCCGUAUCGGAGUGGAUUCAAGACAUGGUAUGCCAACUCAGUGACGAUCCACCGGCUGGGUGUAAGAAUAAACCCGCUCAAAAUGGGAAUGGAGACGUUACCAUUACCAUGAACUACGAUAGUUAUCCCAAGGAAACUGGAAUCGUAUUUGUCAUGGAAGCUCCGGAACCCGCCAAGGGACUUGAUGAUGGGGUCGACCAGGUACUAUUCUUUCAGCCAUACCAACACAGCAACGCAAACAACAUGGAAGUCAAAGAAUUCAACUUUCCAAACCUCAAAAAGGGAGACUACAGGUUGCUCGUCGGGGAUCAAGGAAGAGAUGGAAAUUGCUGCGCCUACGGACAAGGCAGCUUUAGUAUCACGGACAAUAAUAACAACGUCGUCGUACACACCAACGAUGGACAGUUUGGAGAAUUCGUUCAAGUCAAUAUCAACGUCGCGCCCAAUGGAGAUGUCACGUUUAUCAGUGAGACCGCCAACUACGACAAUAGUUGGGAAGGUGCCGACGCCAUUCCCAAUUAUCCACAAGCCGUCGAUCAGGCAUGGCCCGGACCCGUACCACUCCAACUCGGAGGACUCAACAUUAAUAUCAAAUUCGAUCGAUACCCCGCAGAGAAUACCUGGACAUUUGCGAAACGAAACGGUAAUUCCGCCAAUUUCAACGUCAUCGAAUCGUUCGAUGGAGCCACCUUGGGAAAGAGCAACGAUAUGGUCAGUACUCAACUGGGAACUAUAGACGAAGGAUGGUACCGGCUGGUCAUUGAAGACGUGGGCGCUGAUGGAUUCUGCUGCAACUUUCGAAGAGGGUGGGCUUCGAUCACUGGAUACAUACUGUCGACCCGCAAGUCGGGGCUCGUCUGGGGAACCAACGGUGAAAUUGGUUCCAGCAUCACGGUGUAUUUGGAAAUGAAUGCGGAGGGAUACAUCAAAAAGAUCACGGACGAUCUCAGUACUAUCUAAUUUGAAAAAGAGAAGGCAAGACAGACAAGACAGGCAACAACUAACUGUCCAGCAUGGCAACACUAGCUGUCGGAGGCCGUUUGUCCUCCUCCAUGUUCGUAGAUCCCUUCCCCAUCCAACCAUCCAACCAACCAAUAUGCAUGCAGCAUGAAUGGCAACCACAACAACAAGUGACACCGGAAUGACAGUGUAUGCCAUCCCGCAACGACUAGCAAGUCACAAGAACGAAAGACUAGACAAACACAACUAAGUACAUACACACACUUUUAUUAGGCAAGCGCUUGAUUAGCGAUUGAAUUGUGAGGUUUUAGGGUUGUCACUAUAGCUAGCAAUUCAAAAAGUGAGCCGAACGAAUGGCUCACCAAGCAAUCCAGCAACUAGCUAUGCAUAGCUGUCAGACAGGCCGAU
Molecule: messenger RNA, 2993 nt
Organism: Seminavis robusta
Lineage: Eukaryota; Bacillariophyta; Bacillariophyceae; Naviculales; Naviculaceae
Source: the annotation of a GenBank genome assembly